AUGGGGAGGGUGAAGCUGAAGAUCAAGAAGCUGGAGAACAUCAGCGGGCGGCACGUGACCUACUCGAAGCGGCGGUCGGGGAUCCUGAAGAAGGCCAAGGAGCUCUCCAUACUCUGCGACAUCGACCUCAUCCUCCUCAUGUUCUCCCCCAGCGGGAGGCCCACCAUAUGCGUCGGCGACAGAAGCAACUUGGAGGAAGUCAUAGCAAAAUAUGCACAACAAACUCCUCAGGAAAGGGCUAAAAGGAAGCUGGAGAGCUUAGAAGCCCUAAAGAAGACUUUCAAAAAACUGGACCAUGAUGUCAAUAUUCAAGACUUCUUAGGCUCCGGGGGUCAGACGGUCGAGGAAUUAGCGAGCCAUCUUGGCGCUUUGCAAUGUCAAAUGGCAGAUGUUCAAAAGCGUCUCAGUUAUUGGAGCGAACCUGAGAAGGUUGAGAAUAUUGACCACAUAAGAGCGAUGGAGCAGUCUCUCAAAGAAUCUCUUAAUCGCAUCGGCAUUCAUAAGGAAAACUUUGCAAAGCAGCAUCUAAUGGGCCUACAGUGUGCUGCUGCUCAGUUCCAGAAUGACAUGCAACUGCCUCUGGGGAUACCCGGUGACCCGAACUCUUCGUCGUGGUUCCACAGCAGCAGCAACAGUGAUGGGCAGCAAACCAUGAUGCUACCUGACGAAGCCGGCUUGCAAAGGUACCCAGGCUACUUCAGCAUGAGCAAGCAGUCCACAGAAACCGGGGGAGAGCAACACCAGCACCAGCAGCAGGCAGCGGUGGCGGCGCAACACCAGCCGGAGUUCAGCCAGCAGGCGGCCGAUUGCCUGACAUCGUUGCACCUGACGGGGCAAUUCCCCUACCAGUCUUCAUUUGACCAUACGAGCUUGCUCAAUGAUAGGCUUUUCAGACCGGACAUGGAGCUGCACGUUGACAAUGCUUCUGCUGCAAUGGACUUUGGCGGCCACUACAACCACUUGCCGAGGCCCGGGGACGAGGCCAGUUUCCAAAACUGGGCCUCGGCGACAUGCGGCGUCACCAUGUACGACCACCAGCAGCAACCAGCAUCUGCCCAACUUAUUGUUCAGAACAUGACUGAAUCUCUGACCGUCGGCUCCAUACAACAACAACUUUAA
This is a messenger RNA of Brachypodium distachyon (stiff brome), 1119 nucleotides long. RefSeq names its product MADS-box transcription factor 7-like. The record is from RefSeq and is marked provisional. The transcript has 10 exons. Gene Ontology annotation, biological process: regulation of transcription by RNA polymerase II. NCBI's taxonomy places the organism in Eukaryota, Viridiplantae, Streptophyta, Magnoliopsida, Poales, Poaceae. The coding region runs from base 1 to 1119 and encodes 372 amino acids. Gene Ontology annotation, molecular function: protein dimerization activity; RNA polymerase II cis-regulatory region sequence-specific DNA binding; DNA-binding transcription factor activity, RNA polymerase II-specific.